Vigna radiata var. radiata (mung bean) is the source of this 2022-nucleotide messenger RNA. RefSeq names its product RNA-binding protein 33. The transcript has 3 exons. The record is from RefSeq and is a predicted model, not a curated record. Lineage: Eukaryota; Viridiplantae; Streptophyta; Magnoliopsida; Fabales; Fabaceae. Bases 174 to 1781 code for a protein of 535 amino acids.
AGUGUUAACAAUACGAUACUUGGUUUUGCGGAAAAGCAAAGUAACGACUCAGCAUUCUAUACACAUCUUCUUCUCUUUCUCUCUCUCUGAAGAUUUUUUCUCUCUCUUCGGACCCCUUUUCUCUCUGAAUUCAUUCUUCUGUACGCAUCAUCCAUCAUCUUCAAGCUCCGGCCAUGGCGUCUGGAUCAUCGGGUCGCGGAAACUCUGGCUCCAAAGGGUUUGAUUUCGGUUCCGACGACAUCCUCUGCUCCUACGAUGACUACGCCAAUCGCGAUUCCAGUUCCAACGGCAAUCACACGGAUCCGGAUUUUCACAAAGCAAGGAUGUCGAGGACUUCAAUGUUUCCUGCUACUGCCUAUAAUCCACCUGAAGAUUCUUUAAGCCAAGAUGUGAUUGCGACUGUAGAGAAGAGUAUGAAAAAAUAUGCUGACAACCUCAUGCGUUUUCUAGAGGGAAUUAGUUCAAGGCUAUCACAGUUGGAAUUAUACUGUUACAAUCUUGACAAAUCUAUUGGAGAAAUGAGAUCAGAUUUAACUCGUGACCAUGUGGAGCAAGAUUCAAGGCUGAAAUCUCUUGAAAAGCACCUUCAAGAAGUUCACAGGUCUGUACAAAUUUUAAGAGACAAGCAAGAGCUGGCUGACACUCAGAAAGAAUUGGCCAAGCUUCAACUUGCUCACAAAGAAUCAUCUUCCUCCACCCAUUCACAGUCCAAUGAGGAGAGAUCAUCACCAACCACAGAUCCUAAAAAAACUGACAAUGCAUCUGAUGCAAACAACCAGCAGUUGGCUCUUGCUCUGCCUCAUCAAAUUGCCCCUCAGCAGCAGCCUGCAGCGCCUCCUGCUCAGGCUCAGGCACCUGCACCAAAUGUGACUCAAGCCCCUCAGCAACCUCCUUAUUACAUGCCUCCCACCCCUCUGCAGAAUCCACCUGUGCCCCAGCUUCCCCAGAACCAGUAUUUGCCUUCUGAUCAACAAUAUCGAACUCCCCAACUUGCCCCACAACCAACACCAUCUCAAGUAACACCGUCCCCACCUGUGCAACAAUUUUCUCACUAUCAACAGCAACAGCCACAACCUCAACAACAACAUCAGCAGCUCCAGCAGCAACAACAGUGGUCACAGCAGGUGCCAUCACCUCAGCCACCCUCAAUGCAAUCUCAAACAAGACCCCCCUCUCCAGCUAUGUACCCUCCAUACCAGCCGAACCAAGCAACAAACCCAUCACCUGCAGAAACACUUCCAAACAGCAUGCCCAUGCAAGUGCCAUAUUCAGGAGUUCCACCGCCAGGAUCUAGCCGAGCUGACACAAUACCAUAUGGAUAUGGAGGAGCUGGAAGAACAGUUCCACAACAGCCUCCACCCCAGCAGAUGAAGGGUUCUUUUCCUGCACCACCAGGUGAAAUGUAUGGACCUACUGGUUCUCUCCCGGCCCUUCCUCCUCCUGGUAGUGCAUACAUGAUGUACGAGGGUGAGGGAGGAAGAGCACAUCAUCCACCACAACCUCAUUUUACUCAACCUGGAUAUCCUCCAACAAGUGGUUCCCUUCAGAACCCCCCAAGCCAUAAUCUAAUGGUUCGAAAUCCCAACCAGUCGCAGUUUGUCCGCAACCAUCCCUACAAUGAGUUGAUUGAGAAAUUGGUGAGCAUGGGAUUCAGGGGAGACCAUGUUGUCAGUGUGAUCCAGAGGAUGGAGGAGAGUGGACAGGCCAUUGAUUUCAAUUCGGUACUUGACAGGUUGAAUGUGCAUAGCUCUGUGGGUCCUCAGAGAGGAUGGUCAGGGUGAUCAACAACUUUUCUGAACAAUACUUGUCUGCCAAACUAAUACUCUGUUCAAACCCUCAAAUCAUUGCGUGUUUUAGUAUGCAUUGAAUAAAAGUUUUAUGUAAUGUGAUGGUUUAUCUUCCUAUGUAAAAAUGCCUUGAGAUGUGAGGAUUGUCUAGUAUUUAUGCAGAAAAUCCUCCACUUGCUCUUUUCUAUUUUUUAACUUAUAUUUUAAAGUAUAUGAAACUUUAGAUUAUUGGUAA